Messenger RNA from Bicyclus anynana (squinting bush brown), 2469 nucleotides. RefSeq names its product arginine/serine-rich protein PNISR. Lineage: Eukaryota; Metazoa; Arthropoda; Insecta; Lepidoptera; Nymphalidae. Bases 183 to 2342 code for a protein of 719 amino acids. The transcript has 12 exons. The record is from RefSeq and is a predicted model, not a curated record. Gene Ontology annotation, molecular function: RNA binding. Gene Ontology annotation, cellular component: nuclear speck; presynaptic active zone.
AAAAAAAAAACUUUGUAAUGGAAAAAUGUGUGCACUUGUAAAUUGUUUUAAUUUUUAGCAAACAUAUUUUAAGCAAUAACUAUGCCUUUAUUAUAAUUUUUAAGUGCAAACGCUAAUGAAAUGUUUUAAAUGUGUUUUAAAUGUAAGAUUAACAAAGUGAUACUUGUAAACAAUUUGCCAUCAUGUUCUCCGGAAAAGAUGCCGCAAACUCUGCAUAUCCUACGCAGUGGGCUUUAAAUCCUACUGCUUAUCAAAAUGUAGAUUCUAGUCAGGUAGACUGGGCCGCUUUGGCGCAGCAAUGGAUUGCUAUGAAGGAAGCUGCGGCCAUUGUGGCUCCUCCGCCGCCGAAACCAGAGGAAGAAGGCGAAGCUCCGAUGGAAGUUGAAAAUCCGGAAACCAAUUGUGAACUGUCUAAUGCUGGCAGCUCUGACUGGAACGCCUCUUCUAACUCAUGGGGAGGUACAUGGAAUCAAUGGGGUUGGGGCUGGCCUGGCAGUGGGCCAGGAGACUCCAAGAUUGCUGCAGAUCCAUCAAUGAACAUGGCACCGAUCAUGGAUGGCUUUGCAGCAGACAACACUGCACCAAUGCCUGGAUAUACAACAGGCACAGCACCAGGGCCUACAUUCCAGCACGGAUAUUGGACGGCACCUCAAGCUGAGCAGACAAACAGGAGUAGUAGUAGGAGUCGAGACAGACGCUCCAAGAGCAAGAAUAGAGAUAACAAAUCCAGUAGAAAUAGAACUAGAGAAAAGCCUGUUAUGAUACCUCCAGUGAUAGAGCCGGUGGUGCCUCCGUCACCUGUCAUCACUCCGACUAUUGAUGCUGCUAAACGAAGGCAACUACCAGCUUGGAUUAGAGAAGGCCUAGAAAAAAUGGAGCGCGAGAAACAAAAAGCAAUAGAGCGUGAAGAGGAAUUGAAAGCGCGGGAGAUCGCGGAGCUAGAGAGGAAGAGGUUGGAGGAGGAGGAGUUAGCGAGACUCAAGGCGGAGGCCGGCGGGGAGCCUGCCAUACCAGCCAAGAGCAAAUUUGACUCAGAAUCAGAGAGCGAGGAAGUGGAAGAGAGUCAGACCGAGGAGCCAGCACUGCAGCCUGAGGAACCGGAGGAGCUCGUAGAAGAACCCAAGUCUCCUCUUAUUAAGAAGAGCAAAGAGGAGAUAAUGCAGGAAGUGAUGCUAUGCGUCCGGCGCUCGCUAACAGAAAUCCUCCUGGAGGUGACCGACGGCGAGGUGGCGGCGCUGUGCCAGGAGGAACUCACGCGGUAUAUCGCCGCACAAGCGUCGAGACUCAACGCUAUGAAGGCGAGCAAGUCCAAGGCUCUCGCGGCCAUCGCCAGCGGGCUCGGGCUUGGCGCGUACGAGAGCAGCGAUGACAGCGAAGAGGAAACCAAUGACGUCACCGAUCAACAGCUGCAGGAUAUCAUAAGGCGAAAGAAACAGGAAUUCGAGCGAACGUCGCGCGACAUAGAAGCGGAAGUUCGCCGCGCUGAGCUACGAGAGAGCGGCGAGGACCCCGCUACGCCUGUCAACAUCACGCCAGAGAGACCGAAACAGCCUCGGUCAACAACACCGCCUCCUCCGAUUGAAGGUGAUACGCCCGAGAAAAAACCGGAACGUCGCCUUUCAAAAGAUAAAAAGAAUCACAAAGCCAUUGAUAAAGUAGAUGGUCCAAAAAAAUUAGAGGUGAUUCCAGAAGAGAAAAUAAGAAAGAACAACAAGUACGACAAAACACCGAGCCCGCAGAAACCUAGCAAAUCUAGCAAAGACAGUUCCAACUCGAGUUCUAGUGAUUCCGAAGAUGAUUCCUCGUCUAGUUCCAGCAAAUCGUCAUUGGAAAGUGAUCCCGAAGUCAAAUUAGAGAACAUUCGCCCCAAGAAACGCAAACACAGAAGCUCUAAUUCUAGUGAAUCCCAAAAGAAACUGAAGAAAAAUAAAAAAGAAAAAUAUCAGAAAUCCAGUGAAAAAAGUUACACCAAGUCAAAACAUCAAGACGACUACGAGAAAAUAGAAAAAUCCAAGUCUAGAAAAAAGGAUGAUUACUACGACAAACAUAAAUCUAGAAGUAGGGAUUACGAGAAGUCGCACAAAGAGAAGUAUAGGGAAGAAUCGGACGAUGACAGACCGAAGAAACGUUCGAAAAGAUCACGUUCGAUUAGUUACGAAUCGCGGUCCGGACGACGGAGAAGUAGAGAUCGGUCCGAAGAUAGAUCUCGUAGGCGCGAUAAGAGAUCUUACGAUAGGGAUAGUUUCAAGAGGGAUAGGUCUUACGAUAGGUCUCGAGACUACGAUAGGUAUGAGCGCUCUAGGGACGACCGCCACGACAGCUAUUCCCGCCAUCGCCGAUGAACACCAGGUUACCAAUUGCUCAGGUUCUGGUGGCUGUAGAGAUUAUUGCUUCAAAUGUAAAUAGUGUUUUGUGCAUAUUUCGUUUGCAAUUAGCGUGUAAUAAUUACAAUAAAAUUAUUACUCUGAA